GCAUGGCACGCCGAGAUCCCCGAAGUCUGACGCGCGUGAGACGGAGGUGAAGUCUGGGACGCCAGCUGAUGCAUCUCCGGAGGCCCCACGCCAUGAUUGUGGUCCUGGUGUCCCUGUGGGCAGCCUCGCUGUCCGGGGCCCAGGCACCGACGAACGGCGCCGCGGGAGGCCCCCUCUGGUUCGGCUACACGGUGCGCACGGGCAACGCGGACGUGCGCUUCGACGACAUCGCCAACCUGGCCCCCAACAACGGCCGCAGCACCCGCUACAGUACCGCCAUCACGCACGGCAACGCCCUGUCCCGCGUCGAGGUCGCACUCGGCACUGCGCAAGGCGGAGCCGGCUACUACGAGAGUGCUGCGGCUGCAGCUGCUGCCUCGUCACCAGGCGCCGGCGGAACGCACGGCUUCCCGUACGGAACCGUCGUGUACCCCGGUUCCCAGGGUGUCCUGGUCGGGAUCCCUCGACGCCAGUUGACGCUCGGCCGUGCUGGGCUCUUGGAGGCUCAGGGUCCUCCCUUCCGGUUCGUCGGACAAGUGGAUCACUCCGUGGGCGACGGCGAAGACUUCCUGUCCAGACCCGACGCUCAACUUCCAGCGCAAGUACUGCGACGGCGGGUGUUCCGCCGCCGCUUUCGUGGACGACGAGUGUUCCCCGGCGGCGACCCGCAAGCAUCCGGUGCUUCGUUCGAUGAGGGAGGCCAAACCGUCCAGCCCGUUCCGGUUGCCGUCUUGCCCGAAGGGCCGGAGCCCGCCGCCGGGACUAUUUCUGUGCCAGAGUCGGGCGUUGUGCCGUCUGUCAGCAAGCCCAGUGGCCCGCCUGCACAGCCAACGGAACUGAAGGCAGGAACGCAAAUCGCUCCGGCUAAAGCCCCUGCCCCGAGAGACGUCGAAGAACCCGGAGAAGACGUCGAAGACGACGACUCUGACUACGCUCAGUCGACGCCGUCGCCAGCAGUGCUCGAACAGUCCACAAACCCUGAAUCUAACGGAAGGAAGACGACUACGACACCAUUGGCCGUCGUCUCUUCCGCCCUGGACACGUCGCAAAGCCAAGACACCAGUUCAGUGGUCAAGAACCACGUUCAGACCCCUCUCGUGCUCCGCGCGGGCAGGGGUCAGUAUGAUUUUCGAGGCUACGCUGAAAACAACCGACACCCCCAGGGCACCGUCGACGGAGGCGACCCCCACGAUUGGACCACCAGCAGGAAGUUUCGGCACAACUUUCGAGUUUCCUAG
Molecule: messenger RNA, 1238 nt
Organism: Ixodes scapularis (black-legged tick)
Lineage: Eukaryota; Metazoa; Arthropoda; Arachnida; Ixodida; Ixodidae
Exons: 2
Coding region: 69-1238 (389 amino acids)
Source: RefSeq, a predicted model, not a curated record